GGCGAACAAGAAGAACAAGAACAAGUCCAAUGUAGUGGUGUUUAUUAUUCCUUGAAAAUAUGCAGGUUGGAACAGCCCACAGUAUCGGCAACCCCAAUGAAGCUUGGCUGGAUAGCAGAGGAGCAUGGCUAACUUAUAUUUUAUUGAUAAUAAUCGGUCAUCUUGUGAUUUUAAGUGUGCCAUUCCUCGAUACAGCCACCGCCUGGACCAUCACUAAUACUGUACAUAACGUGUCUGUGUUUUUAGUUCUACAUUACUUAAAGGGUACUCCAUUUGAAACAUCUGAUCAAGGAAGAUCUAGGCGUCUAACACAUUGGGAACAGAUUGACCAAGGAACACAGUUUACCCUUACAAGAAAGUUUUUCACCCUUGUUCCUAUAUUGCUGUUUAUGAUCACCAGCUUUUACACAAAUUAUGAUGGUGUCCACUUUCUAGUUAAUGCUGUCUCUUUGGUUGUUUUAUCUCUGAUACCAAAGUUUCCUCAGAUGUACAAGGUCAGGCUGUUUGGUUUGAACAAAUACUAAAUGUCAUUUAACUACAGUUGAUUGAAGUAUGGAGGUCUAAAAAAUAUCUUAUAUUAUGCAAAAAUUCCUUUACAAUGCAAUGGUUUGUGUAAAGAAAAAAUUGAUUUGACUGUGGAGAGUGAAAUGCAUGGGCAAUAUAUGCUUAUGCAUGAGUACAUUAUUUUAUACAUCAGCUUUAUCAAUUUCAUAAAAUAACACUCUGUUCCUUGAGUACAGUUUCUCAGGGUUAGCUUCAUUUAAGUGUCAAAAUAUUAGAAAAAUAACAACCGUUGGUAAAGUAAAGAAUGCACCAGUUAUGUCUAAUAUACGAAAACUUUGUAAUUCCAUGCACCUUCACUGGAACACAUGAAUAUUUGACAUAACUUUAAGGCUAACCCUGAGCAACAAGGAUAUUCAAAACUGUAUUAUUGGUCAAAGAAAAUCUUACCUUACUGUGAAAAGUUGAAGUGCUUGGCAUUAGGUCUUGGUGGAAAAUUCACAAUUGGCAUAAAUGAUGAUGAUUGAGCUGGCAUUUUCUUAUCAGUGAGACACUCUUUUCUGCCAAACGUUAUAAGGUGUGGUAUCAACAAUUUAUUUUUUUGCACAGUCUGUUAGCUAGGUAUAAUUAUUUAUGUGAUUUGUGCUGAAGUUUUAUGUAAAAAUUAUGUUUCAAAACUCCAGCAACAGUCUUUUAAUAGGAAUUAUUGGUAUAAGCUAAGUUAAUUUAAGUUGAUCAAAUCUAUCGUUAUUACAAAGUUUAUUGUGCCCUUAAUUGACAAAAGAUAUAGGUGUAAAUCCUUGCACAUGUAUAACAUGGAUGAUAUAACACUUUGGACAUUCCCAGCAGGUCUGGGAACUUAGGGGCUGAGACCCCGAUUAGCUCGUUCAUGUGAAAAUACUUCCUGGAGAAAAUGCAGAUUGUGUAUCUUUUGUUAACAAGGGUUGCAGKGACUAUUAUAGUAUAAAACAGUUGUGAUUUGUGAUUUCAUUAUGGUUUUUCUAUUACCAUCGUUUGCAUCUAUGCACGAGUACCAGACAUCAAAAUACAUGUAUGCUUUAUAACUGGCUUCUAAAAAGUUUUUGUGAAAGUCAAAGAGACUUUCUUGACAAACAUUUCAGUAAGAAAAGUUUUUGAUGUCUGGUGUUUGUCCCCUAGAUGCAAACGACAGUAUUGAUGCAAGUAUAGAAGUAAAGUUGAGCUUGGACUAGAAAUGAUGUUGCAAGAAUGAAAAUCGCAAAUUCUGGAAAAUUUGUUUAAUGUAUUUGUUUAUCUGCUCUGUUAGCCUACUUUUGCAUGGUGUGCAGGCCUUUUCUUGGUUGGUUGAUGCAAAGAUCUUCUCCGUCAAAAACCAGAUCCAACCAGGAACAUAGCAAUAUAAACCACUUUUUGCUUGCUCAACCUAAGUUAAAUACGUUCCUUCGAUAUUAUUAGGGAGAGACAAAAUGGAGUGCUUAAUAUAUCUGUCAUAUUGUAAGAGUGGUGAAAAGCCUUGAAGAUCUCUUUUCCAGAGUUCAAUGCAACACUCAGCCACAUUUCUGCAAAGCUUUGUAAGGAAGACAUUACACGUAUCUUGACAGGGUAAUGCAGCUUGCGUGUGGUCUUAAAUUGGGGUUUGAACCAAUAAAAAACAUUUUCACAAGAAAUUUGUUCAAAUUUUAGGAGAAGAAAAGUGGUUAUAACCCAAAGUGGGUAGAGAACUAGUGCAAGGGGUCUAAAGGAGGAAAACGCGGCCAAUAGAAUCCUACUUAUAAGUAUAUUUGAAAUUCAAGGUUUUAAAUUUUGUCAUCAAAUUUUAGCUGCAAAGGAGAUUGUUUCAGGGGGAUGAUUAUAGAAUGUGGACAGUCAAGCUCUCUUGCAGUGGCGGAUCCAGGGGGGGUCGAAGAGGUCCACGGAACCCCCGGCCUUGAAGGUUUGAUCUUUUAGGUAAUAGAAAUAUGUCUUAUAUAGAUUUCAAUUAAAAAAAAGUAGUUUUGCGUUGGGUCGUGUUAUUAUAGCUUGGUCCGUUACUAGAUAGUAAAUUAGGUGAUUAGAGCCAAUUUUUUGUCAAAUAUCGACUAAACAAAAGAGAAUUAUACACAGUUUAAGAAACGGAACCCCCCUUUGAAAAAUCCUGAAUCCGCCACUGUCUUGGACUCAAGAUUUUGCCUUAUUAGUUCAGUUAACGUUAUUUAUCAUUAUUUUUGAUAUUGAUUUUUUGAAUAAAAGUCUGCAAGGGAUAGAGGAAAUUGGGAAUGUGAUGCUAGAUAUUAUUAUAUUAAUUACUACAAAUGAGUAUGUAAAAGAUGUCUUGUUUACUAUUGUUCUUGAUUUGAUAUCAGUGUAAUAAAAAUGCUAUAUUAUUGACUCGUA
This is a messenger RNA of Actinia tenebrosa (Australian red waratah sea anemone), 2853 nucleotides long. RefSeq names its product ORM1-like protein 3. The record is from RefSeq and is a predicted model, not a curated record. Gene Ontology annotation, cellular component: endoplasmic reticulum membrane. NCBI's taxonomy places the organism in Eukaryota, Metazoa, Cnidaria, Anthozoa, Actiniaria, Actiniidae.